AUGGAAACCACGCACCGUCGCCCCAACGGCCGUCUUGCCGCGUGCGACCCCUGCCGCGCCCGCAAGGUGUCGUGCGACCACCGAGAACCCGUCUGCACGCGCUGCUUCAAGAAGAACAUCGGCUCGCGAUGCAAUUACUCGGGCGGGCAUUCGGCGAUCAAGCGGGUCAGCAGGGAGCCCUCGUCGCAGCUGUCCGAUGGCCUCAUCACCGCGUCCUCCGUCGCGGAGCCGCCGCCCCUGCCGCCGCUGCUGCCGCCUUUGCAGCUCCCGCUCCCUGUCGAGCUCGACCUAGCCACACAGUCCUCCGUCUCGCCGCCACCCGUCGUCGGACUGCCCACGCCUCGACCGAGCGCCCGCCUGGGGCACACCUCAGUCCUUGAAGAAACGCAGAGCAGCUUGCUGCUGCUCGGCGGAAGCGCGGGCUCUCCCGACGACGUCGACUAUAACCCCGACACACCAAACCAACCGGCCGUACCCUUUCAGGAGCUUCCGUACAUGAUCCGUCAGAUGUGCCUUGUCGUACUGCGUGGGUUGCCCGGCCAGCGCGACGCGCAGAUGGCGUACCUCGACGGCACUGUCGAGCCCCGCGGCUGGACGUAUAUCGCCGUCGACCGCAUCGUCCGCAACCUACGGCGAAUGUUUGCGGCGUCACGGCACCUCGGCGAGGCUGCUGCACUCGAGGCUCUCGCCCGAAUGCUCUGCGACAAUACGGCCCGCCCGUUCCAGGACGACUACCCGGACUGUAAGGCCUGGAUUGAAGCGUUCUGCAGUGCCAACAGCCUGCGGUGGGAGUCGAUCGCGCUGCUGUGGGCACACAUGGAGCGCGCGUCCGAUAUGUUUGACGCCCUCAACAAGACGCUCUUAGUGCGGUCUGCGAAUAACACUUCCGUCGAAGCGGCGCGUAUCAACCUCGGAUACUGCAUUCGUCUCGUGCAACAUUUUAGCAACCCCAGCGUACUCCUCCUGGACAUGAUCCGGCGCCUCGCCACACUUCACUCGCUAGUGGAUGGCGAGCUCUCCAUGUCCUCGUGGGAUACGGGCGCGUCCAGCAUCGCCUUCAUGACAUUUCUCGGGACCCAGACGACCGAGGAGGACGAGGCCGCCACGUACACACCGACGUUCUACUCCGAGUAUAAGCGGCGCAUUGCCGUGCACGUCUUCACCCGCGAUAAGCUCGGCGUCGCCUUUACCGGGCGGCCGCCAUUCAUUAGCCACCGCUACUUUUCCGCGCCCAUGCCGCUCGACAUUGCCGACGAGGACCUACUGGACCCCACGCGGCUCCAGCGUGCGGCGAAGUCGCUCGAUGCCAACGGGUGGAACACGGCUGGCAGGCUGUAUGCGAGCACUGCGAUCCGCGCGCGGUUCAUGAUUUCCAUGAUUCGCGAUGAGCUCAUCGAGGCGACGCUGGGAAAGGCUAGCCUCAACGUUGACUAUCUAUUGGAUUUGCGAAGUCGACAGUGCUCCUUGGCAGAUCAGUUUCCUGACGGUUUACGACUCUGCGCAAGCGAUCUGGCGUCACCGGAUGUGCCACCCAACGUGGCGUACAUGAAGGCGUUUACGCAUCUGGAGCACCUGCAGAACAUUUUCUUUGCAGAGCGUCUUUUGCAGCGGUGCAACUAUGUCGGCAACGGGGAGCUGCUGAUAGUCAGCGUGACCAUGGUGUCGCUGACGCUGCACUUUUGGAUGAACCAGGACCGCUUCUCGAUGCAGACAAUGCGGCGGAAUUUUGAAUGGAUUGUUUUGUCGUAUGGUGCGCCUGGUGCAGGUGUGCUCUGCCAGGAGCUUUUAUACCCGACGUUUCGUGGCAAUCACCCGCUCGACGUCAAGGUGACGCGGUCGAGCAUUAUCCAGCAGCUGAGCGUGCUGAUAGGCUUCUUCGACUGGGUGCGCGACGCGGCGCCCAAUGCGACUCUCUGCCGCGACUGCAGCGCCAUCAUCCAGCGCGUGCUCGAUUACACGCUGAACAUGGCUGCUGCCGGCGGCGCGGGCCUCGGUGCCAAUGGCGCCGCCGCCGUGCCGGAGCUGCUCGACUGGGGCGUCUUUGAUCAGCCUGAUUUCAGCUUUGAGUUGAUGGACACGUUUGAUUGGCUGCGGUGA
Molecule: messenger RNA, 2097 nt
Organism: Cordyceps fumosorosea ARSEF 2679
Lineage: Eukaryota; Fungi; Ascomycota; Sordariomycetes; Hypocreales; Cordycipitaceae
Product: C6 transcription factor
Exons: 4
Coding region: 1-2097 (698 amino acids)
Biological process (GO): regulation of DNA-templated transcription
Cellular component (GO): nucleus
Molecular function (GO): DNA-binding transcription factor activity, RNA polymerase II-specific; zinc ion binding
Source: RefSeq, a predicted model, not a curated record